Pistacia vera is the source of this 987-nucleotide messenger RNA. RefSeq names its product extensin-2-like. The record is from RefSeq and is a predicted model, not a curated record. Bases 1 to 987 code for a protein of 328 amino acids. NCBI's taxonomy places the organism in Eukaryota, Viridiplantae, Streptophyta, Magnoliopsida, Sapindales, Anacardiaceae. The transcript is spliced from 3 exons.
AUGGCCAACAUUUGGCCUCAUUUGGUCUGUGCAUUGGCAAUAUGUUUGGUAGCUACCAAUAUUGUUGUUGCUGAUUAUGACUAUAAGCCUUACACUUAUGCAUCACCAUCACCUUAUUACUAUAAAUCACCGUAUUCAUAUCAUUACAAGUCUCCUCCACCACCUUCUCCGCCUCCACCUCAUUACUAUUACAAGUUGCCGCCACCACCACGCAACUCGUCUCCACCUCCUUAUUACUAUAAAUCACCUCCACCUCCAAAAGCAUCUCCUCCACCCCAGUAUUACUACAAGUCACCACCUCCACCGUCUCCAUCACCAAGUCCUCCAUAUGUCUACAAAUCACCACCUCCACCUUCUCCUUCACCACCUCCGCCAUAUGUCUAUAAGUCACCGCCACCUCCAUCACCAUCACCUCCUCCUCCAUAUGUGUACAAAUCUCCUCCCCCACCAUCUCCAUCACCUCCACCUCCUUAUGUUUACAAGUCCCCACCUCCUGCAUCUCCCUCUCCUCCUCCACACCUUUACAAGUCGCCACCACCACCUUCUCCUUCAUCCCCUCCUCCAUACAUUUAUAAGUCACCCCCACCCCCAUCUCCAUCACCACCUCCUUCAUAUGUCCACAAAUCACCACCACCACCCUCGCCUUCACCUCCUCCUCCAUACAUUUAUAAGUCUCCUCCACUACCUUCUCCAUCACCUCCUCCUCCAUACAUUUACAAGUCAGCUCCUCCAUGUAACGCCCCGCUUGAGUUGUACAUGGAAAAAUGUUACACUCCACCAUCACCAUCACCUUCUCCUCCUUAUGUGUACAAACCCCCACCUCCUCCCUCUCCAUCCCCUCCACCUCCUUACUACUAUAAGUCUCCACCUCCACCAUCUCCCUCACCCCCUCCUCCCUACCAUUACAAAUCACCACCACCACCACCUUCUCCUUCACCUCCACCACCUUAUUACUACAACUCCCCGCCACCACCCAAAGUUUACUAA